AUGACCAAGACGGUAAACUUUGUCAAAAACGACCGAACUGUGGAGGAAGUAAAGGAGAAUGAUUUCAGAGUAAAUGCUAUCUACUUUGCUACCCAGCAUGAUGAAGAAAAUCCGCCUUAUGAAAUCUCCCUGAAGGUUGGAGGAAAAUCUGUCACAUUUGAACUGGACACAGGGGCCGGAGUGACUUUGAUUAGUGAAAAAUCGUUGGAACCACUGCCUCCAAUGUCUUCAACGAAUACAUUAAUACGUGACUACUCUGGAAAAAGACUUAAUCUUCGUGGAAAAUUCAUUGCGAAAGUGGAGUAUGAAGGAAAGCUCUAUGAUCUGAUGGUCUAUGUUGUAAAAGGUAACCAUCAAAAUCUCUUGGGAAGGAAUUGGAUUAACCAACUCACCAGGAUUGAUUGUCCGGGGAAACAUGCAAGUGGCCGAUUGAUUAUUUAUAAUAUCAUUGGAACUAUUAUUUGGCAGGCUCGUGAAGAACUCACCUCGCUGACCUACUCCCGACCACCUUUUCUACCCCCACGACCUGCCACGGUCAGUCAGAGUUUGGAGCACUUGCCGAGCCAACAGACAGCCCUGGGUCAAAGGUCAAGGAUAUCCGGUUCAUUGAUGCCUUAUCCAAUCACCUCCACCCUCUCCCUUCAUUCUGGAUAUGCUGCUCCUCUUCAACAAACCGGUCCACAUGUUGUACCCUCGUUAGCUUCGAAUUACUAUAUUCAACAACGAUUAAUCCAGCAAGGCCAACAACCCACAGUUUACCCGUGGCCAGGUGAAGGACCAAGUAUAGGGGGAUCUUUCGCAGGUCAUAACGGACGUCUCUUUAACGGUUUCAGCUAUCCAGGCCACUUGAAUUUGACUGGAGGAGGAGAUGAGCCAAGUCGACAAGGAGGUGACCUUGGAGGAGGUCAAAUGAAGGCUAAUCCAUCGGCUGCCACUCAAUCCAGACAUCAUGCUUUUGGCGAAUACAGCGGAGUGCAACAGUCAGGAGAUGGGAUGGGAGGAUAUGGAGGUGGAGUUCUCCAAUCGGAAUCUGCGCCAAUGAUUGCCCCGACAUCUUUUCGAAGACCUUCAUUUCCUCAUGUCCAGCAACCUCCAUUUUGGGCUGGAGUGUUUUCUAUGAAUACUUACGCGAAUCCCUACGCAAACUACCCUUAUACUCCAUCCAACUCUGCUACACCUCUAUACUGCUGUCCACCUUAUGGAUAUCGUGGUUAUAACCCCAUGCCCUAUUACGAUACUAACACUGCGUCCGCUCCAGGAUUUAGCCAAUCAGUUCCUUGUGCACCUGUCUCCAUGCCAAUUCUCAACGCAGGUGAUGAAUUCUACAUGACCGGUGGAGGAGAAACCGAAGAGCUGCCAGGUCCCAAUGGUUACUAUCAACCAUCCUGGUACCCCUACUACGACCCCUAUUGGCAAUGGAUCCGAGCCGCCACUGGGUCAAGUGCCGGUCUCGAACCCAGGUCGUUUGACGGGUGGCCGCCUAGUGUUGUUCCUCCAACACCCCCUCACCCUCAUUUACCUCCUCCUCCACCCCCUCCUUCUACCCAAAUUCCAAUGCCACCCUCAACAAAUGCUCCUUUAAGUGCACUGCUUUCGCCUUAUGCUGGACCAACGAGAAGGCGGAUUCAGCAGCAGAAGUUGGCUGCAGCGAGACAGCUGCAGAGGCAACAACAACAGCUACAACAGCAUCAUCGUCAUGGUCAAGGUCAUGGGGGUGCAGGAAGGCAGGUGCUUCGUGGGAUUUCGCUUCAGGAUUUACCGAGUAGGACUAGAUCAGAUAGUGAAGGUGUGGGUCACACAUUGGAGUACUCAGCCUCGCGUCCUUCUUUGGUUCAAAUGACAGGAGCAACGUCUUCAAUCACUUUUCAACCGUCCGAUACACAGGGACACGGUCACACUGGAAGUGGAGGUGAGGGCGGUGAGGAUCAACAACCACCCGGCAUUUUCACAUCCCCUCCUCCACCAAAUCUCAUAUCCAAUCAGUCAGCCACAUCGGCGGAACAACUCCAGCUGGCUUAUCAGCAACAGAUCCGAAUGCACCGUCGCAUUUGGGAAGAGUGGAUGUGGCGAGCGAGUGCUGCGGCUGCCUACCCCCCACCUCCUCCUCCACCACCUCCAUUGCUUCCUCAAAGAGGUAUAACGACUGUUGUAGCCAGUGGCGUACCCCAGCAGCAACGGCAACGUCAACAAGAUCAUCACCCACAACAACAACAACAACAAGGCGUUCGUGCAACUUCCUCGGCAUUUCCUUCACCGGGUCUUGGUGAAAGUGGUGGUGGUGGUACAGCGGCCUCACUCAAAAGAAUGCCCCCGCCUCCACCCCCCAGCUACGCACAAUACAUGGCAUCGGGAACCUCUCCACAAUCUGCAGUACAACAGCCUCAGCAGCACCUCACCCCAGACAUUCGAGAUCCCAGCGGACCUGACGGAUCCAGUUCAGUGGGCUACAUGGGUCUCGAUUUUCAUGGAGUUGCUCCAUUUUCUGCUUCUCCUGGAGUGCUCACGGAGGGUCCACAGGUACCAUGUUCCACAGAGGAACCUUUCCAACGCCAUCAUGAACAUUUAGGAUCUUACAGUGGUCUGCACCGAGGGCAACAUCCUGGUUCUGUGGAUCGACUCAACACAAUGUCCCGAAUUGGGCGAACCUCUGUUCCAGGCUAUAUAACCAACAGUCAUCUUUAUGCUAACAUGACCAUCGUCGAUGGUAAGCUAGUUCCCCUCAUGGGUCGACCGGCACCAGCUCUACCCGAACCAUCCCCCCGUUCAGUUAUUAAAGUUCCUCCGGGAAGCGAUGACACAAGGCUAACAGGCCAACGCGCAACCACUGCCUUGACCCGUCAAUCUCGUCCCUUAACCCGCUACCACUCUUCACAGACUGUGUGGCUCAGUGGGACAAUUUGUGAGCCCUCAGAAACGUCUCGCCAACAGGCGGCUCCACCCGAAAGUGUUUCCCCUCCUCAAUAUGCUCCUACAAAAGUAGAAAUCCCGAAGAGUGUCGGCUUCUGGGAGCAGUAA
Molecule: messenger RNA, 3015 nt
Organism: Rodentolepis nana
Lineage: Eukaryota; Metazoa; Platyhelminthes; Cestoda; Cyclophyllidea; Hymenolepididae
Source: the annotation of a GenBank genome assembly